UUUUUCUCCGGUUCAACAACUUUUCUUCAACAGCAGUGAAAAUAUGGUUCAUUUACGACUUGGGUUACUGGAGGAAGUCUCAAAAGAAAAAUGCAGAUCCUCUACAGAUUAUUUAUAGCUUGCCUCGUGUUCCUCACGGAAGGAGUGCUAUGUUGCUGUUCUCAAGAGGGAAACCUAACAAACUAUCUUCUGAAUACUACUCGUUACAGCAUGAGGUUCCGACCAGUUCUCCAUGACAACCACACCCUAAAAAUUCGACACAGUUUGAUUCUUUACCGGAUUGUUAAAGUUGAUGAAAAACAUCAUAAAAUUGACUUAGAUGUACGGAUAAAAAUGCAAUGGAAAGAUCAGAACUUAAAAUGGAAUACUUCAGAUUAUGGCGACAUAAAGCAAGUGAACUUAGAUGGAAAUGAAAUAUGGACACCCCAUAUAAUAUUGUACAACAAUGCGGACUUUAACGACUCGGAGACAAGUUCCUUCAAAGCUACGGUGACGUAUGAUGGUAAUGUCACGUGGUUCAUUCCCAUGGUAACAAUGAGCUCUUGCAAAAUAAACGUGCUAAAUUUUCCGUUGGACGAACAGUUGUGUAAAUUGACAUUCGGAUCUUGGAACUAUGACAUCACUAAGCUCAACAUUUACCCGGGUAGUGACAUCAUAUUCACACAGCAUUACCUUCCCAAUGGAGAAUGGCAACUGAUCGGCGCUCGCUCAGAACGAAGCCUUAUGUCACACUUAUGCUGCAAGGCCAUGGUGUCAGGAGUUUCGUAUGUUUUACACAUCAGACGGCUAUCUCCGUUUUAUGUCAUAAAUUUCAUCGUGCCUUGCGCGCUUAUUUCGGUGUUGACACUCCUCGUGUUUCUAAUGCCUGAAGACACCGGCGAGCGGAUGGCAGUAGGAGUUACAAUACUUCUCUCGCUGGCAGUAUUUUUCUUAAUGGUGGAGGAGAAGUUGCCAGUUUCGAAGAACCUUCCAUUGAUUGGUAAAUACUACUGUUGCACAAUUAUCGAAGUUGCGCUGGCCCUUGUUGCCAUGUGUUAUGUGUUGCGGUUUGUUCAUCACCAGGCCCACGCAUUGCCAAGCUGGAUAAAGAAAUAUAUUUUAGGAUACCUGGCGCGAAUCGUAUUCUACAAAACCGAACAAGUAAAAGCUGAGCAAGAGCAGACACCACACAUUAAACCACAAAAAGACCAGAAGGAUUCGCGAGCACCCCGCGGGAGUGAAGAAAGCGAGAAGGCAGUGCGAACAACAGUAAAUAAAUGGAGAAAACCCUUACAUGAAAAGAAGCCUGAGCUCCCUGCUGCCGAGUCCCGCGCGGUCAAAAUCCUGGCUGACAGUGUGAAAGAGCAAGACAAGAAAGAUGAACUACAAGAUCAGUGGGUCCUGGCGGCCAAUGUGCUCAACAGAUUCUUUAUCUGCUUGUUUCUUGCCUCUGUUGUCAUAACUCUUAUUGCUGUAUUUGCAGUGGAUACACGAUUUGAAAACUAAGCCAUAAGUAUUCGCUAGAUGUGUUUGAAGCAGCAGUGUCUUAAGUAACCAAAAACAAAAACACCUUUUUCAGCGCAAUUUUUCACUUCCCUUUGAACGGAGGUGAUUACUCCUUAAAAACGACGGAGGUUUCUAAUAAAUAAUUUUGAGAGGGAUACCACUCAUGUUAAAAACAAUAAUGUUACCACUUUCUUAACAAAAGGAAACCAGGUUUAGUUUCAUAAGUUUUUUCAAAAAAACGAUCAACAAAGCAACAGAUGUAAUUAUGAAGUAAAGUUAUCCAUAGAUAAAAGGUAUUGAAAUUAGACUUCAAAAUUUACUCGAAGUUAUAACAGGUAAUAUUUAUUACCGUUAUUUUGUUUUUCCCUCCAUACUCUAUUCUCUGUGAGAAACAAUUCUUACAUGUUUUGAUUUGAACCCAAUACCCCUAACAUCAGUAUGUAUAUUCUCCCUACUGUUCCCUGUAGAUUUCCCAAGGUGCUGACAAGGAGAAUUGGUUUAACAAUCAAGAGCUACCUCAGAUUGUGAUCAUUUCUUUUAUUCUCAUCACCUUUAUGUGUGAUUCAGGAGUGAUAUUGUAAGGAGAAAUUAGAUGCUGGUCACUCUUAGGAGUGACUCGGUCAAGGUGCUCUCUGAACCAUGGAAACACUGACAUGUAAUUUGUAACAUUGAAAACAAAAUUCUGCCAUUGUCUGCAGACCCUGUCUGUAAUAAAUAAACUAGUGUGCAAACUAUUAAAGCACAAUGAUAAAUAUGGACAAAUUUAUGAAUCUAAAAUAUGUCUACGACAUUGGGUUCCUUUUCGUGUUUGCAUUUGAACAAUGUGACUGUUUUAUUUGUUCUAACUUUGUGGAAAGUAACUCGUGUCAAUUGCGUUCGCUAUAGGACGAAUAAAACCUUGA
Messenger RNA from Pocillopora verrucosa, 2387 nucleotides. RefSeq names its product acetylcholine receptor subunit alpha. Gene Ontology annotation, molecular function: transmembrane signaling receptor activity; acetylcholine-gated monoatomic cation-selective channel activity. Gene Ontology annotation, biological process: nervous system process; signal transduction; regulation of membrane potential. The record is from RefSeq and is a predicted model, not a curated record. Gene Ontology annotation, cellular component: plasma membrane; synapse; neuron projection. NCBI's taxonomy places the organism in Eukaryota, Metazoa, Cnidaria, Anthozoa, Scleractinia, Pocilloporidae.